AUGUUCGGCGGGGGAGGGGAAUGUAAAGUAACCUCAAAAUGUUCGUUUUGGUGGAAGGAUAUUUUAAAGAUUAUUUCUUCUUAUUCUCUUGAUCCUAUUGUUGCUUAUAGUAGGUUUUCCAUUCAUAAUGGCUUUAAUACCCCUUUUUGGGAGGCUAUGUGGUUGGAAGAUUUUACUUUGAAAGAGGCGUUCCCGGAAUUAUACAAGAUCUCUCGUUUAAAGAAUGUUUCGGUGGCGGCCAUGGAAGGAUGGGAUGAUGGAGAGUGGAAAUGGGGAGAUUUUGGUGUUUGCGACGUAGGUGCGGAUGACUUUAUUUUAGUGGAGGAAGCUGCGACUUUGAAAGGGCGGGUGGAGGGGUUUAGAGGUUGGUUGGAAGGGAAGGAUUCUGUUGUUUGGGGUGAAAACUUGGAUUCGGAGUUUUCGGUUGCUUCUUGUUAUAAUUUUUAUGAUAAACUUCGUAUUCCGUAUGGUCCUUCUACUAGGCAUGACGAAGCAUUUGGGUUAUUGUGGAAAUUUGAAGUUCCGUUCAAGAUCAUGGAAUUUGGGUGGAGACUUUUUCACAAUAGGCUAUUGAUGAAGGAUUUGUUGGUGGUUCGAGGUAUUUCUAUUCUUUUGGAUGAUUUAAAGUGCAUUUUUAAAAAAGGUGAAGUAUAUGAAAUUGGGAGUAGUUUGGCUUGCUACUACUUGAAUUAUUUGGUAAUGUGGAAUCUUAAACUUCCUCCCAAGAUUAAGGUCUUUACUUGGCGGCUUUUUAUUGACCGGCUCCCUACUAGAGAUAAUUUGUUGAAAAGAGGUGUGACUAGUGUUGUGUGUCCGAAUUGUGUGAUGUGCGGCUCCUCUCUUGAAUCUUCUUCCCAUUUAUUCUUUUUUUGUCAAGAGGUGAAAGCGGUUUGGAACUAUGUUUUCACGUGGCUUGAUAUAGCGGAGGAGAUUACUGUGGAUGAUUUUCUUAGGUUCGAAGUCAUCCAAGAAAAGGCGUUAGGUGGCAAGCGUAGAAUUGCGAUCAAUUUUGUUUGGAUAGCUACUCUUUGGUGUAUUUGGCUUAUGAGAAAUGCCAUGAUUUUUAGGGGGGAGAUUUUUAGUUUUGAGGUGGUGUGUACUAACAUUGUGUUUCUUUCUUGGAGAUGGUUAGGUUGUGGAUAUACGAAGUUUAAACCAAACUACUACGAAUGA
This is a messenger RNA of Vicia villosa (hairy vetch), 1173 nucleotides long. RefSeq lists its product as uncharacterized. Bases 1 to 1173 code for a protein of 390 amino acids. NCBI's taxonomy places the organism in Eukaryota, Viridiplantae, Streptophyta, Magnoliopsida, Fabales, Fabaceae. The record is from RefSeq and is a predicted model, not a curated record. The transcript is spliced from 3 exons.